Molecule: messenger RNA, 2698 nt
Organism: Marmota monax (woodchuck)
Lineage: Eukaryota; Metazoa; Chordata; Mammalia; Rodentia; Sciuridae
Gene: Fbxo25
Product: F-box protein 25
Exons: 10
Coding region: 1395-2375 (326 amino acids)
Biological process (GO): protein ubiquitination
Cellular component (GO): SCF ubiquitin ligase complex; cytoplasm; nucleus
Molecular function (GO): protein binding
Source: RefSeq, a predicted model, not a curated record
GGGUCUUGCUGAUUUGCUUAGGGCCUUGCUGAAUUGCUGGGGUUGGGCUCGUACUUGCGGUCCUCCUGCCUUAGCCUCCUGAGCUGCUGAGAUCUCAGGUGUUUGUAAUGUAUCUUACUUACCACAAGGAGUUGAGAACUGCUGCACUUAACUGGGUGCUGUAGAAAUCGGAGGUUCCCCCUCCUGUCAUCUUCUACUCAGGUAGAGAGUGAAGGCAGUUUGGAGAGAUGGCCCAAGCCGCAUGUCACAGAAUGGCCUUGAAGCCAAAGACCUGUUACCACCUUUUCAGGAAAUGUCAUCUGAGAAAACGCAUGCUUCCUGAAAUGUCACCGUUGGAACACUGUAGCCGAGGGAAAUGUCAGGUCACAUGGGGUGCAGUGAAGCACUGCUUACUCCUGGAAGUGGGCUACAGGAACGAGCUGCUGAGUGCUGAGCUCUGUGCUUCCCUUGGGAGCCGUCUGUUGAUUCGUCUGCACUGGGGAAAGGUGUGCCCCAUGGUUUAUAGAACAACCCUGAAGUAUUGUUGCUCUUGAGUGUGCUCCUAAGGAGAAGGUGAGGGCCUGUGGGUGCAGGAGGGGAAGCUGCCAGCUCAGGCAUGCAGAUGAACGUGCAACUGUCCUGGGGUUCUUGCAAGUGUGUGAACCUGUGUUGUCCGCUCAUGAUAUUGCGUGAGGUCCCAUGGAUCAGCCCUUCCUCCUGCCCAGCACACACCCUGGACGAUCUGGACAGGACAAGUCAAGCAUGCUGCCCCCUCCGAUGUGGCAAGGUACACACUACCUAUCGUUUACCCCUCAGCCACGUCUAGGCAUUCAGUUCAGGGGCAUGGCACAAGGACAGCCCGCUCCUGUUACACCUCCACCUCCAGAGCCCUUCAUCUCCCCAAACUGAUACCCUGUGCCCACUAAACACCAACUCCUGUCCCUCCUUCAGCUCUCAGUGCCCCAUCCUACCCUCUGCCUCGUGAGGUGGAAACAGAUGGCGUCUGUCCUGUACUGGCUUGUCAGCCCAGCAUAGUUGUAGCAUGUCAGCAUCCCCUUUUUUUGGUACUUAACCACUGAGCCACAUCCCCAGCCCUCUGUCACUUUUUACGGCUGAGUCACAGUCCACUGUGUGGACUUGCCAUCUUUUGUUUAUUCAGUGUCUGUCAGUGGGCAUGUGGAUUGCUUCCAGGCUUGGAUGUUGUGAUCCUGCUGCUGUAAGUGAAGGAGUGCAGAUACGUGCAGAUGAAAUGUCACCCACCAUGAAGGGACUUGCUGGGCCUUGUGGUAAAUCUGCUGUUCUGUUUUCCAUGGCGGCUGCACCAUUUGACAUUCCUGCCAACAGUGCACAAGAAUUUCAAUCUCUCCACAUUCUUGCCAACAAUUACUUUCUGUUUUUGGACAGUAGCCCUUCUGAUGGAUGUAAGUAUGUUAAAUAGUGAAGAUGAAGAGAUAUUCAAUAAUGAAGAAUGUGAAUAUGCGUCCAAAAAAAGGAAAAAGGACCAUUUCAGAAAUGACACAAAUACUCAAAGUUUUUAUCGUGAAAAAUGGAUCUAUGUCCAUAAAGAAAGCACAAAAGAAAGGCACGGCUACUGCACUCUAGGGGAGGCGUUCAACCGUCUGGACUUCUCCAGUGCCAUCCAGGAUAUCCGGAGGUUUACAUACGUGGUCAAACUAUUGCAGCUGAUUGCAAAAUCCCAGUUAACUUCGUUGAGUGGUGUUGCACAGAAGAAUUACUUCAACAUUCUGGAUAAAAUUGUUCAGAAGGUGCUCUGUGACCACCAGAACCCUCGCCUAAUCAAGAACCUCCUGCAGGACCUGAGCUCCACCCUCUGCACCCUUAUUAGAGGGGUAGGGAAGUCAGUGUUGGUGGGCAACAUCAACAUUUGGAUUUGCCGUUUAGAAACUGUCCUUAACUGGCAACAACAACUACAGAACCUUCAGAUGACGAAGCAGGUGAAUGAUGGCCUCACCCUCAGCGACCUGCCAUUACACACGCUGAGCAACAUCCUCCAUCGCUUCUCAGACGGGUGGGAUGUCGUCACCCUGGGCCAGGUGACACCCACCCUGUACGUGCUCAGCGAGGACAGGCAACUGUGGAAGAAGCUGUGUCAGUACCAUUUUGCUGAAAAGCAGUUUUGUAGACAUUUGAUUCUUUCAGAAAAAGGACAUGUAGAAUGGAAGUUGAUGUAUUUCACACUUCAGAAGUAUUACCCAACCAAGGAGCAGUAUGGAGACACCUUGCAUUUUUGCCGGCACUGCAGCAUCCUCUUCUGGAAGGACUACCACCUCGCUUGGCUCCUGAAGGACUCAGGUCACCCCUGCACUGCGGCUGACCCCGACAGCUGCUUCACGCCCGUGUCCCCACAGCACUUCAUCGAUCUCUUCAAAUUCUAAAGGCAGCCCUCACCCUGCUGUGGCCGUCAGAUGUGAACACCGCGCAUUCUGUGCUUAGUUGGUGGAAAGUGUUCUCGUGACCAAAAGCCAUGAUGGUUCUGCUACUGGCAGUAUCUGGAGGCCCACACUUCUGGAAAGAACUGGAAAGAACAUGAAAAACUGCCACUCUGGGCUGUGCGGCAGGAAUGAUUGUGGUACAUUUCUGUCUUUGAAGGAGUCAGGAGACCCAAGAAAAUCAUUUCUGUUCUUCCUUUUAAACUUCUUUUCUUCUAAGCAUCUUAAAAUUUGCAAUUUUGUAUAUUUAUAAAUCAGAUCAAAAAAGA